AUGGAUACCAUUGAAGCGAAGACUGUCCUCAUAUCCUCAGAAAAAAUAUCUCCAUUGACCUAUCCUGAUUGUGAUGAUGAUAGAGAGCAAGAUAUUGACGACCUCAUCGACGAACUUGAGUCUCAGGAUGGACUCCAUGAUAAUCCUAGUCGAAAGAGUAUGGACUCUGGAAGCCGGAUUCCUGGUAUGGAGGCGCAGUUUGACACCGACAUAACGACUGGUCUCACUUCUGUCGAAGCGGCACAGCGCCGCAAAAAGUACGGACCCAACCAGUUGAAAGAGGAGAAGGAGAAUAUGUUAAAGAAGUUCUUGUCCUUCUUUGUUGGCCCGGUUCAAUUCGUGAUGGAGGGUGCUGCAAUCCUAGCUAUUGGGCUUCGAGACUGGGUGGACUUUGGCGUGAUAUGUGCUCUCCUUCUUCUUAACGCCACUGUUGGCUUCAUCCAGGAAUACCAAGCAGGAUCAAUAGUGGAGGAACUCAAAAAGUCGUUAGCUCUCAAAGCUAUUGUGGUCCGCGACGGUCGAGUAACUGACAUUGACGCCACUGAAGUUGUACCGGGUGAUGUUCUGAAGAUCGAUGAGGGCACGAUCGUUCCCGCCGACGGCCGUGUUAAGACGAACCAUUUACUGCAAAUUGACCAAUCCUCAGUUACCGGCGAGUCUCUAGCCGUUAACAAAUGCAAGGGCGAAGUUUGCUACGCUUCAUCUGUGGUGAAGCGUGGCCAUGCGUAUCUCGUUGUUACGGCUACCGGUGAUUACACAUUUAUGGGAAAGACAGCCGCCCUGGUCAAGUCUGCGUCGUCGAAUUCUGGCCAUUUUACAGAGGUACUCAACCGCAUUGGUGCUACUCUUCUUGUGUUGGUUGUACUCACCUUGAUCGUCGUCUGGGUGUCGUCUUUCUACCGUUCAAACGAGACCGUUACGAUUCUCGAAUUCACACUGGCCAUCACUAUGAUUGGAGUACCUGUUGGCCUGCCCGCCGUCGUUACCACAACAAUGGCUGUAGGCGCUGCCUAUCUUGCCAAACGACAGGCAAUCGUACAAAGACUCUCCGCCAUAGAAUCGUUGGCUGGGGUAGAGGUUCUCUGCUCUGACAAAACCGGAACCCUAACCAAGAACAAACUAACCCUCUCAGAUCCCUACACAGUCGCUGGCGUGGAUCCUAAUGACCUCAUGUUGACCGCUUGUUUAGCAGCUUCAAGGAAGCUGAAGGGCAUGGAUGCUAUUGAUAAGGCAUUCAUUAAAGCACUUCCAAACUAUCCGCGCGCUAAAGAGGCUCUCUCUCAUUACAAGAUUCAGCAAUUUCACCCAUUUGACCCGGUCUCCAAAAAGGUCACCGCCGUGGUGUUAUCUCCAGAAGGCCAGGAGAUCAUCUGCGUUAAGGGGGCGCCUUUGUGGGUUCUCAAGACGGUUUCGGAGGAGCAGCAGAUCCCAGAGAGUGUCGAGAAAGGAUAUUCUGACAAGAUGGACGAGUUCGCCCAGCGUGGCUUUCGGUCCCUUGGUGUUGCUCGGAAACCUGCGGGUGGGGAAUGGGAGAUUCUUGGGAUAGUGCCAUGCUCUGACCCUCCACGCGAUGACACUGCGGCGACCAUUAAUGAAGCGAAGACGCUCGGACUAUCGAUAAAGAUGCUCACUGGGGACGCUGUACCCAUUGCGCGCGAGACUUCACGUGAGUUAGGGUUGGGAACCAACGUCUAUAAUUCGGAUAAACUCGGUCUUGGAGGCGGCGGUGACCUGACUGGGUCUGAACUUUACAAUUAUGUUGAAGCCGCAGAUGGAUUUGCGGAGGUUUGGCCCCAGCAUAAGUAUAAUGUCGUGGAUAUCCUGCAGCAACGAGGAUACUUGGUGGCAAUGACAGGGGAUGGUGUUAAUGAUGCACCAUCGCUCAAGAAGGCUGAUACUGGAAUUGCCGUCGAAGGCGCAUCAGACGCUGCUCGGUCUGCUGCUGAUAUCGUUUUCCUCGCGCCUGGCCUAUCAGCGAUUAUCGACGCUCUGAAGACUUCCCGUCAAAUAUUCCACCGCAUGCAUGCAUAUGUGAUCUAUCGCAUCGCGUUAUCUCUGCAUCUCGAGAUAUUCCUUGGGCUCUGGAUUGCGAUAAUGAACGAAAGCCUGAACCUGCAGCUUGUGGUCUUCAUUGCAAUUUUCGCAGACAUUGCAACUCUGGCAAUAGCUUACGACAAUGCACCGUACUCGAAGACGCCGGUGAAGUGGAAUCUCCCAAAGUUAUGGGGCCUGUCCGUCAUACUGGGUAUUGUUCUAGCCGUGGGGACAUGGAUUGCACUGACCACUAUGAUGAACGCGGGCGAACAUGCCGGGAUCGUACAAAAUUACGGGAAACGCGACGAAGUUCUCUUCCUUGAGAUAUCUCUCACGGAGAAUUGGUUAAUAUUUAUCACUAGAGCCAAUGGCCCGUUUUGGUCUUCUCUGCCGUCAUGGCAGUUGGCGGCGGCCAUUUUUGUUGUUGAUCUCGUUGCAAGUUUCUUUUGCUACUUCGGCUGGUUCGUUGGUGGACAGACUUCGAUUGUCGCCAUUGUUCGUAUCUGGGUAUUUUCUCUCGGCGUAUUCUGCGUUAUGGGAGGUGUCUACUUCCUGCUGCAGCGUUCCCAGACUUUUGACGACAUUAUGCACUUCAACUUUCUCCAGAAAAGGGACUCUGUAUCUCAGCGUGUUCUUGAUGAUCUUGUCGUGGCUUUGCAACGACGAUCAGAACAGCAUGAGCAGAGUUCGAGAACAGCCGAGAGGGAGGACAUAGGAUUAUGGAAGAUGGACAAACUCCGUAAAGAACGCGCACAGUGUUGAUGAUAGAUGAGUACUAUGUAUGGCGUAUUCUAUUGUUAUGCAUCUCGUACAUCGAGACCUCGAAACUUGAUGAUAGGAACACUGGCAUCUGUAAGUCAGGGUACUAAAAUAUAGAAUAUCCGCACUA
This is a messenger RNA of Aspergillus nidulans FGSC A4, 2923 nucleotides long. Its product is annotated as plasma-membrane proton-efflux P-type ATPase. The record is from RefSeq and is a predicted model, not a curated record. The transcript is spliced from 4 exons. Lineage: Eukaryota; Fungi; Ascomycota; Eurotiomycetes; Eurotiales; Aspergillaceae. Gene Ontology annotation, cellular component: membrane; plasma membrane. Gene Ontology annotation, molecular function: P-type proton-exporting transporter activity; nucleotide binding; ATP binding. Gene Ontology annotation, biological process: proton export across plasma membrane. The coding region runs from base 1 to 2796 and encodes 931 amino acids.